AUUGAAAUCUGUAUAAUAAGACACAACACAUGGAGUUUUCAUAUGCUAUAAUUAUAAAUGUAUUCUAAGUGUUGCUUGUUAUCACUUUUUGAUAGAUUCUGUAUAAAGAAACUUUGUUGCUCAAUUUUUCUGUUUUGUUGUUCUUGUUUUCGCAUUCUUGUUAUUAUUUCCAUGGAAAAAUUCAAGCUUAAAUUCAAAGGAAUUUUUUCUAGCAUAGGUUGUCUUCGAAGCCGCGAAAAACCUUCUGUUGGUAUUUCAAUGGAUGAGGGAUUUGAAGGAGAAAGAAUUCAAGGCCAAAUAGUGACUAAGAAUGAUGGAUCAUCUGAUUUUUGGAGUAGCAGUGCUUAUGAAAAGGAUCAUAGCGCGGCUCGAUCGACGAAAAGCCUUUCGUCGAGUGGAAAAACACUGAAUUCUUCUUCUGAUCUUCAAAGUGCUUCAAGCAGUCAGAUUAAUUCUCAUGAAUUUGUCAAUCAAGGGUUUAUUGUAUGGAACCAGAUAAGGAAACAAUGGGGUGAAAAUAAAAGGUCUGAAAGUAAGACAGAAAAUAGAGAAUCAAGAAUAAGUUCAAAUGCUACCUAUGAAGAUCUACUUGAAAACAAUAAGCCUUUUCCCAAACCUAUUCCUCUAAGAGAAAUGAUUAACUUUCUUGUUGAUGUUUGGGAGCAAGAGGGUCUAUAUGAUUGAUUGAUUAUUAAAUGAAUUUGAUUAGAUUAUUAAUUGUAUAAUCAAGGUUUAAUGUUUAUUGUUGCAACUAGUGACACAAGAAAUUGUAUUUUAUUGAUGUAUUUGAGUAAAGAUACUUGGUUUAUUUUA
Messenger RNA from Lathyrus oleraceus (garden pea), 813 nucleotides. RefSeq lists its product as uncharacterized. The transcript is spliced from 5 exons. The record is from RefSeq and is a predicted model, not a curated record. Bases 58 to 684 code for a protein of 208 amino acids. Lineage: Eukaryota; Viridiplantae; Streptophyta; Magnoliopsida; Fabales; Fabaceae.